This is a messenger RNA of Lodderomyces jiufengensis, 567 nucleotides long. RefSeq names its product polyphosphatase. The transcript has a single exon. The coding region runs from base 1 to 567 and encodes 188 amino acids. The record is from RefSeq and is a predicted model, not a curated record. Gene Ontology annotation, molecular function: endopolyphosphatase activity; bis(5'-adenosyl)-hexaphosphatase activity; bis(5'-adenosyl)-pentaphosphatase activity. Gene Ontology annotation, biological process: diphosphoinositol polyphosphate metabolic process; adenosine 5'-(hexahydrogen pentaphosphate) catabolic process; diadenosine hexaphosphate catabolic process. Gene Ontology annotation, cellular component: nucleus; cytoplasm. NCBI's taxonomy places the organism in Eukaryota, Fungi, Ascomycota, Pichiomycetes, Serinales, Debaryomycetaceae.
AUGAAUAUGAACAAUGAUUAUGUCAAUCCAAAUCUACCAGUAAAAUUAUCAGAGGCAAGAGUGGGCAGAGACAACCAAGUAUAUAACGAGGAAACAGGAGCAAGAAUUGUAGCUGGUUGUAUAUGUUUAAAUGAAUCAAAAAAUAAAGUUAUAAUGAUAUCAUCAUCAAAACAUAAAAAUAAAUGGAUAUUACCAAAAGGUGGGAAUGAAAAAGAUGAACUGACUCUAGAAACCGCAGUUAGAGAAACUUGGGAAGAAGCUGGGGUUGAAGGUAUUGUUAUCAAAAAAUUACCAGUUGUAUUAGAUAGUAGAGGUUCAAAAGCACCUGUUAUAAAAGGAGAUUUUGAUAAAGUUGUACCAAAAUCAGAGUUCCAUUUUUUUGAAUUACAGGUUGAUCAAUUAAACACUGAAUGGCCAGAAAUGAAGAAGAGAGAAAGAAGAUGGUGUACUUAUUCUGAAGCAAAACAUGAACUAAAGAAACUGAAUAGAUCUGAAUUAAUUGAAGCAUUGAAUCAAAGUUCUAUAAUAAAAGAUACUACGAAUGAUGAAAAUAUUGAUAAUUAUUAA